Molecule: messenger RNA, 2771 nt
Organism: Triticum aestivum (bread wheat)
Lineage: Eukaryota; Viridiplantae; Streptophyta; Magnoliopsida; Poales; Poaceae
Exons: 8
Coding region: 319-2598 (759 amino acids)
Source: RefSeq, a predicted model, not a curated record
CUUGACCAUCUGUUUAUGGAUCAGAACCCUUUGUAUGAAAGGAGUCAUUUUCUGGUAACUAGGAUAGCUGUUCAUUCCAACAAAGUUCCCAUCAGGAUCCACAAGCUCCAGCUUGAGGCCAUGAACAACCUGAUCUGAAAUGGCGCCAUACAACCACCACUCUCCUUCUCCUGCAAGGCUCAAACAGCGUGUCAUGAUCGAUCGAGAUGUGCAGCAUGGAAGCCAAGCCACCCAUGCACUGAAUCUUGACGACGGCAUAAUCUUCGCUAGGUUCGCGGUGCGGGUGCCCGACUCCAGAUCGUGUGCCGCGCGCUUUUCAUGUCCCGACUCAGUCCCGAGUUAAGGUUGAGGAUACCGACCCAACCAGAUCUCCUAUCCGGUGAGGCAACCCUGUUUAUAUCCGUGCGCGAUUCGCCCUCAACCCUAGAUCCCCAAAUCCCCUCCUCCCCGAGCUGCUUGAUGACUGCAAGCGCAAGUUUGGAGAGGGAGGAGAGAGCCAUAAACAGAAGAAACGGACGUGAGUCAUCAUUGGCUUCAAGUGGGAGUCAUGUCCCAAAAGCCACUAAUUGUAGGAUGAGCAAAGGCAUGAAAGCAAUGUUAAAACUUCAUGCGGUUCAGGCGGCGUACGCUGCUGCUGAGGAGAAACGAUGUGCUCUUGAGGAGGAACAGUUUGGUAGACUUCCUGAUCGAGAUGGGUCAGCCAGUACCUUUGAAGAGAAACAGUUUGGUUAUUUAGUUGGGCAUUGUCAAGAGUACUAUCUAACCUGUGCCAAUAUAACCAGAGAUCUGUCUUCCAUUGUCAUCUCGAUUGCUUUGUUUGAUGGAGAUAAGAUGUUUUUCGCAUGCUCGGGCAUAUGUGUAUCAUACGGGUCAACUCAAUUUCAGCUGACAAGAUUUGAGACUUCGGCGCGUUUGGUUACCGCAUAUAAUGAGAACAUGAACAAAGAUGAUAACUUGAGGAUUGAUGUACGCCUUCCUAGUAAUGCAAUGACAGAAGGGUUUUUGGGACUGUAUGAUCGAGAUAUUGCUAUUGUCACGACGGCGGGCCUCCCAAAUGUUCGUUCCGUAGAACUGGAUCUUCAGGCACAAGCAGUACCUACCUCCCCUGGUUCACGUAUACUAGCUGCAGGGCGUAGUUUCACGUCGGCCAUGCGUGGGUCUAUCUGUAUGGAACAUCCCAGCAGGUGGAUUUCUGAUGAUGGACAGCAUAUCACAGAGGCUGCACUAGGAGGGCCACUAAUAUCAGAUGAUGGAAGAUUUCUUGGCAUGAACCUUGACAAUAAGGAGUCUGAGGCGAACACGGUAUACUCCUUUUUCAUAUCACGGGGGCUGCUUUAUCAACGCUUGAAGCAUUUUCAGAUACUCGAUGGGAUCAUCGGUGCUACUCAGGAUGUUGACUUGGUAUGCUUGCGCCGUCGUGGCAUUGUGCGCAUCCAGGUGGCGGUUCUGAAUUUAAACAUGUUUAAAAAAGAAGAUGGUGUAGGUCCUGCCUCGGUCUCGGCUGGGGUUUAUGUCAAGCUUAACGGGUACAAUCUUCGGUUCGUACUUGAGGAGGACGAUUUCAUACCCGAAGAUGAUUUCAUCUCUCGCAUUUGGGAGCACGAUGAUGACGGUCCAGACCACGGGGCUAACCGAGAUGAUGUUUUGCCUGAUCAAGAUGCGAACAAAAAUGGGAAAAAUUCUGAAAGGGGUGCUGCUCAGUCCAAUACGUCAUCUGCUGGGACCAUUCCAAUGGAGACUGAUAAUUGCUUUGUGAACGCAUCGGACGCUCCUUCGCAGACUGAUGCAGGAGCUGACCUCGAUGUGGACACCACCGUGGCGGCUGGUACUGGAGUUGACCAACAGGGAGAUACUACAUCCAUUACAGGAAAUGAAGCAAUCUUGCCGCUUGAUGCGGCUGCACACCCAGGUGUGGCUGCAUGUGUGCAUGCGCACAGUGGCCUGCAUGCAGUGCUGCCGGCCAUGGUUGAGGGCGCACCGUCAGUAGUGCAGCCAGCCGGUGCUGCAUCUUCUGCGCUCGUGCAGCCGGUCCUGGGUACGGGCGCACCGCCAGCGGGGCAUGUUGACGAUCCUGCUCCGGUCCGCGCGCAAGGUUCCAAGAUGUCACCCGUGGAUGCUUCUUCAGCUCCUGCUCCGGUUGCCGUGGUUCCUCUCGGUCCAUUAGCGGAUUGUCCGAGUGGCUCGGCCCCGGCACCCGUGGCGAUCGUGCCGGUGGGACCUGCGGCACGUCCCUCUUCACCGACCUUAGGGACAGAUCGGAGCUCGCCGAUUUUGCAGCAACCAACACCAACGGCUCGACCGAAGACACCGAUGGGUACUAUGUCUGGAGGGCUGGCUUCGCCGCUUUGGCGUAGUAACCGUCACGCCGUCUCCGCGGAUGGUUCCUCUUCGACAGAUGAACAUUCACUAGCUAAGGCAAUGCAACGACAAGCCUCGAGGAAUUUGGACUCCACGCCAGGUUAUUUUCCGUUGUACGCAAUCGCUUCAUACGUGGUCUAUGCUACAACGAUCGGAGCACCAAUCGCUGUUCAAGGCGGUGUGUACGCGGUUGCAGCAGGUGGCUACGGAGGUUUUUUCCCAACAUGGGUGGCAGCAUAACCUCCGGAUCGAUCCACCACCACCUUCAACAUAGGCAUAGUGUCGGUCUAUAGGACUUUACUGUUGCCGAUAUGUCGGUUUAUAUUUCAUGUUUUUUGUCAGACUUUUGGAUUUGGCUGUGUGCAUCUCAGUUAUGCAGAGGCCGGGUGUUAUUCAUAAUGUUUUGUAUCCCC